ACAAGCCCUGCGGACUUAAUACCGACUUCUUCCUAGCCGGAGUCCCUCAUUGAUCCACUCAUAUUACAUCGCUAGCCCUAUCGUCUUGGUUUGGCCCGCAGAGAGCUUCUCUGUCGACUCGUCAUGAAAGCCCUACUCCGCAAUAAGCAGGGCUGUUGGACCUGUCGUCUGCGCAAGAAGAAAUGCGACGAAGGCCGGCCUCAUUGCUCGACUUGUGAUUAGCUUUCCAUCCCCUGCUACGGGUAUGGCCCGAAGCCCGAAUGGAUGGAUCAUGGCGAUCAGGAGCGUGCCGUCGCAAAUAACCUCAAGCAGACGGUGAAGCGUACGUCCCGGCGCAAGGUCACGGCGGUGCUCCCGAAGCGACCCGGCCCGGUCGCUAAGAUCGCGCCGAAGCCGUCGAAUGGCUCAGGGGAGAGCUCCUCGGCUAGUCCGGAGUCGAAUGGCACGCAUGCCUUGAAUCCUCCUUCGGACAAUAGCUCCUCGCAGGAUGAGGCCCAGGUACUGUUGAGUGCGCUGGCUAAUCCCCCCUCGUCUGAAUGUACCCAUGACGAUUCUCUGGCGGAUUCCAUCUUCCCGUCAUCGGCGUCCGAGUCGGCUCUCUUGAUGCAUUUUCUAGACAAUGUGUUCCCGCUACAGCAUCCGAUGUAUAAACCCGGCCCCGUCGAAGGAGGCCGAGGCUGGUUACUGGCCCUUCUACUUCGGACAAAACCUCUUUAUCAUGCUACUCUAGCCGUCAGUUCCUACCAUCGUCGAAAGCUGGCAUUUGCCUUCCAUCACCCGUGCCAAGUGGCUGGUUUGGUCGAACAGGAAAAGCACCUUGAGAUUUGUCUGAAGGAAUUCCAACAAGCAUUGAAAGCUGCCAAUCUAUCCCUCCAAAUGCUUAGUCCGGAUAAAAACAAGGGACUAGGUAUUGCGGCCUCAGUCGUUCAGCUGGUGUUCUUUGAGCUUUUCACGGGACAAGGGAAUGUGUGGAAAGUACACCUUCACGCAGCAACGAAUAUGGUUCUGGCAGCUCACGGCCAUCAUUUCAGCUGUUUCAGUAUGGAGGGAUUGUCCAGAAAAAUUCUAGUUGACAACCUCCCUCUACCGGUUGAGAAGCCUGUAGUGGCCGAACAGGUUGUUUCGUUCAGAUUCUUGACGGGCACAAUACUCUGGCUGGACAUUCUCUCUUCUAUCACGGCGGGAACACCACCGGACUUGCUGUCUUGCCAUCCCAGCGUGAUCGGCCCGGAUGCGCAGAUCCAGCUCGACCUUAUCAUGGGCUGUAAGAACUGGGCGAUGGUUCAGAUUGGUCGCAUUUCUGCACUGCAUGCGCAUAAAACGCAGGCUUUGCAGCAGGGCCACAUUGCCUGCUCGGAAAUCGAACAGACAAUUGAUGAUAUUCAGAAGGAAAUCCAGUGUGGUCUAGCCCAGGGAGGGUUGGAAGGAUUCAGUCUUUCAGAUGGCACUUCCGCGCCGAUGUUCACUGCCAUGUCGGAACCGCGCAUGUUGAUCACUCACGUAUUUGCUUGCAUGGCAUCGAUUUAUCUCCAUCUCGUCACGUACGACUUCCAGGGACUGGAUCCGUUAGAGCCGACCAUCUCACAGGCCAUGAGAAUCCUCCAAACCCAGACUCCGCCUAAUGUCUUGCCGAGUUUAGUCGCCCCGCUGUAUGUUAUCGGGUCUGUUGCCCGACCACGGGACGAGCAAUUUUUCCGGGACGUUUUCUCGUCGCCGUUACUGUUGGAUCCGUUGCUUGAGCAUCGAGGGAGGAUCCUACCAGUUCUGGAAGAAAUUUGGAGGAAGAGAAGGGACCCCCUCGGUCUUACGUGGGCAAGUACCCUCGAACUGACCCGCAAUCUCCUGCUUCAUUGAGUCCUGUGUAACAGUCGGCCUGACUUGGGCAUCAUCGAGAAUCCUGGGUCCAAGACAUCACGGUACGACCGGAAAUGGGCUGACAAAUGGAUCAAAAGGGGUUUAUAACUAAUCAUCGCAUAAUCUGUUGAUAAAUAUUCGAGUUGAUUCUUGGGUAGAAGACUGAUUUAUCAUCGAC
This is a messenger RNA of Aspergillus steynii IBT 23096, 2032 nucleotides long. RefSeq names its product fungal specific transcription factor domain-containing protein. The record is from RefSeq and is a predicted model, not a curated record. The coding region runs from base 265 to 1854 and encodes 529 amino acids. NCBI's taxonomy places the organism in Eukaryota, Fungi, Ascomycota, Eurotiomycetes, Eurotiales, Aspergillaceae. Gene Ontology annotation, molecular function: DNA-binding transcription factor activity; transcription cis-regulatory region binding. The transcript is spliced from 3 exons. Gene Ontology annotation, biological process: positive regulation of transcription by RNA polymerase II. Gene Ontology annotation, cellular component: nucleus.